AUGACUGCGACUAGCCCCCUCAAGACGAAGGUCGCCAUUAUUGGCAGCGGCCCCGCUGGGCACACCGCAGCCAUCUAUGCAGCACGAGCAGAGCUGCACCCGGUCAUGCUGGAGGGCUGGAUGGCCAACGAAUUCCCGGGUUUCCCGGAGGGCAUCCUGGGGGUGGAGAUCACCGACAAGUUCAGGGCGCAGUCGGAGCGUUUCGGCACCAAGAUCUUCAGUGAGACCGUGAACAAGGUGGACCUGUCCAGGCGGCCCUUUGUCAUCAGCACGGACGAGCGGCAGGUCGUCGCGGACGCCGUGAUCAUCGCCACUGGCGCCGUCGCGCGGCGGCUGGAGUUUCCUGGGUCCGAGGAGGGCACGGGGUACUGGAUGAAGGGCAUCUCCGCCUGCGCCGUGUGCGACGGCGCCGCGCCCAUGUUCCGCAACGUCCCCAUCGCCGUCAUCGGCGGCGGUGACUCUGCCAUGGAGGAGGCCAACUUCCUGACCAAGUACGGCAGCAAGGUGUACAUAAUUCACCGCCGCGACGAGUUCCGUGCCUCCAAGAUCAUGCAGAAGCGCGUGCUCGACAACCCCAAAAUCGAGGUGCUGUUCAACAGCGUGGUCACAGAGGCCUUUGGGAAUGAGAAGGGCAACCUGGGCGGCCUGAGGCUGAAGAACACGGUGACGGGCGAAGAGUCCAGCAUCGAUGUGAGCGGCCUCUUCUUCGCCAUUGGCCACGACCCUGCCACAAAGUUCCUGGACGGACAGGUUGUGUGUUUGGAGCUAGACAGUGAGGGAUACAUAGUGACUGCCAAUGAGUCCACGGCCACGUCUGUGGAGGGCGUAUUUGCGGCUGGGGAUGUGCAGGACAAGAAGUGGCGACAGGCCAUUACGGCGGCAGGCACAGGCUGCAUGGCGGCUCUGGAGGUGGAGCACUUUCUCACUGCUCACCAGGAGUGA
Messenger RNA from Auxenochlorella protothecoides, 942 nucleotides. RefSeq names its product Thioredoxin reductase 2. Gene Ontology annotation, biological process: removal of superoxide radicals. The record is from RefSeq and is a predicted model, not a curated record. Gene Ontology annotation, cellular component: cytoplasm. The transcript has 8 exons. The coding region runs from base 1 to 942 and encodes 313 amino acids. Gene Ontology annotation, molecular function: thioredoxin-disulfide reductase (NADPH) activity. NCBI's taxonomy places the organism in Eukaryota, Viridiplantae, Chlorophyta, Trebouxiophyceae, Chlorellales, Chlorellaceae.